Molecule: messenger RNA, 2859 nt
Organism: Cuculus canorus (common cuckoo)
Lineage: Eukaryota; Metazoa; Chordata; Aves; Cuculiformes; Cuculidae
Product: alpha 1,4-galactosyltransferase (P blood group)
Exons: 4
Coding region: 294-1376 (360 amino acids)
Biological process (GO): protein O-linked glycosylation
Molecular function (GO): acetylglucosaminyltransferase activity
Source: RefSeq, a predicted model, not a curated record
GCGGUCCGCGGGGACGGCGUGGCUUCGUCCUCCCUCCCCGCUCCGGGAAAGGAGGAAAGUUGUGUUAGAGAAAGGAGAACAAUCCUCAAGAUAAAUUCUUGAAGAAAUUUAGACAUCACUGUGAUUUCAAGUUGGAGGAAAAGGAAGUGCCAGACCCUAGAGAUACAGUUGCUCUCAGAGACCCUAACUUCUUUUCCAGCUGAGCAGUGACUUCUGUGGUGUCUUGAGAGCAGGGAGAGAUCACGACAGUUCUCUUGGGAGAGCAGAUUCCAACAGGAGUGAGGCUGACCAGGAUGUUCAGCUGCCGGCCAAAACUGACCACAAUGAUGCCAAGCCACAAGCUUGGGGCACUGUUUAUCCUCAUAAUUUCAUUUGUGUUUUUUGCCUCUGUCAUGUUCUACUGGAGACCUGGGGAAGACGCUGAGGGGCAGCUCUACAGCAUGCCUACACAAAGAAGGUGCGAAGAGCUUUUGCCUCAUCUUCCCCUGCCCACUGCUGGUGGGCCCCCUCCUUCUCCAGGGGAUGUGUUUUUUGUGGAGACCUCGGAGCGAACUAAGCCAAGUUACCUGUUCACAUGCUCUGUGGAGUCAGCGGCUCGGAUGCACCCUGAAACAAGGGUUGUGGUGCUUAUGAAAGGCUUAGCAAAUGGUAACGCCUCCUUACCCAACCACUGGGGCUUCUCCUUGCUGAGCUGCUUCCCCAAUGUGGAAUUCCAGCCCCUGGACUUGCCAGAGCUUUUCUCUGGAACGCCUCUGGCAAAGUGGUACUCACAGUCUGAGCACCAGAAAGAACCUUAUUUCUUACCUGUCCUGUCUGACGCCAGCAGAAUUACCAUCAUGUGGAAAUUUGGUGGCAUCUACUUGGACACAGACUUCAUUGUGCUUAAGAACUUGAAGAACCUCACCAAUGCCCUUGGGUUGCAGUCUCAGGAUGUACUGAACGGAGCCUUUCUAUCCUUUAAGCCCAAGCAUGAGUUCAUACAGCUUUGCAUGCAGGACUUUGUGGAGAACUACGAUGGGUGGAUCUGGGCGCACCAGGGUCCACAUCUCCUAACGCGUGUCUUCAAGAAGUGGUGCUCCAUAAGUAAUAUCCAGCACAACAUCAGCUGCAAAGGGGUGCAUGCUCUUUCCCCAGAAGCCUUUUAUCCUAUUCGCUGGGAGGACUGGAAGAAGUUAUUUGAGGCAAUCAGCUCCUCAGAGCUCCACAAACUCCUUAAGGACACCUACGCAGUGCAUGUAUGGAACAAACUGAGCCAUGGGACAAGGCUAGAGAUCACAUCCCAGGCUUUGCUGGCUCAGCUGUAUUCUCAGUCCUGCCCAUCCACAUAUGAGAAAGUGAAGAAUGACUCCGAGGAGCAGUCAAGGCCUGUAAUGUGACCUGUUGGCUCCUGGCUCCAGGGGAGUUCCACAGUCUGAAGGGAGUGCUUUUCACCUUCCAUGGAGCAGGUAUUCUAUGUGACAGCUCAGUGAUUUUGUUCCAUUUCCAGUAUCUGCCUCAGAUGCAACAUGCUUCAAAUAUAGACCAGACCUGAAUUUGGACUCUAUUGUCCUCCAGUAGCCCUUGUUACUGCAGGGAAAGGUAAACUGAUGGGCACCUUUUGGUUGCUCCUCUGUUGCUGUUCUCUCAAUUGUAUCAGGCCUGAAAAGCCUCUCAUGUAGCAUCAACAGCUAUAGGAACUCUUGGCUUUCUGUCUGUAAUGUCUUCAAGUGUGUAAAUAAAGGCUAGCCAGUGUUACAGGACAGGGUUUAGAGGAGCUUAAUUCUCUGUGGUAAAGAUUCUUAUGGCUGGUGUCGUAUAUGGGAGUAUAUGAAAUUUGCUUUAAGAAAUGGAAAAUGUGUUAAAUCCCUGCUUGACUCAGUGUAAAGUUUUUCUUGUUUUCCAAAGUUACUUGAUUUCAAAGGAUUUUUUUUGUGUGUGUGUGUACUGUUUUACAUUCCACAGCAUGAGGCUGAAUUUGCUUGGCCUCUUUGGGAAAAGAAAUAGCCAAAAGCAGUUGUUUUAAUACUGUGAGUAAAGAUUCUUGCUUUGUUGAAGAAAUUCUUGUGGGAAUCUAGCCAGUCCUUGUCACACUCUCCAAGGGUCCCUGCAUUUGCCUGUUUCUGCAUUGCUACAAUAAGGAAAAGCAUUAUCUUCUUUUCAUUGCAGUAUUGAAUAAAUUGUGGAAGAAUAGCAGCAGAGAUGUCAACAUCAGCAGAAAGACCAGUGACCAGGUCCAAGACUAGAAGCAGUGUCUCCCGUGACAUCAUAUUACUGUCACUGGGGAUCCAGUCAAUGGGUGAUUCAUCUAACCUUAAUGCAGAUUACACAAGCAGAUAAAUGACUGCAGGCAUCACUGCCUGUAAUGGGAACACAGGUGACUGUAGCAUGGACUUCGAAAGUUAGGUGAGAUAAAGCCAAGAGUUGCUUCAAGAAAACACAGGCAAAGCCAAUGCAGUGAUAGACCUGCUGUUGAUCUGAUGACCGUUCUCACAUCUGAAUACAUUUCCUGUGUGUCUAGGGCACUAUAAUUGUAAAAACGCUUUUGAAUUUAAUCUAUGAUACAAUGAGAGGAGGAAAAAACACUGUGGUUCUUCUUGUGACAAAUCAAUGUUGCUGUCUGGAAGUCAAAGUGUAAGCAAUGUAUUUUUAUUGCUCUUUCAGAUAAGCAGUAUCAAAGAAAUAAGAGAAAUAUGUGUAUCAAUAAUGGCCUUUCCUAAACUCCAUUAUCAGCUGAAAAUUAGUGUUAUCAUGCAGUAAGACUUUAAUAUGAGUAGCAGUAUGUUUCAAAGUUUGUCAGACACUGAACCAUGGUACACUAUCAAUUAAACACUCUGUUGCAGACCAAAAAUGAGUAAGUUGUCAGCUUUUACUCAAAAUUAG